AUGCAGACAGAUGGCCUGCUCCCUUUGUCAGAGAGUACAGAUUCGAACAGCGAGGAAGAUGACACCGAAAAUGCCAAUGACAGGCAGAACAUUAAACGAAGUAGUACUGCCACCGAAAGCAUCCUCUCCACUUCUACGAAGGAGUGUUCGUCGAAGGCGCCUCCCCACACUGUUCUCUAUGAGAGCUCAUCAUCCACGGAGAUCGCUAGCAAAACUAUCGAACGGCCUACCAUCACCACUCGCCAGCCCUGGCUCUCCGGCAACACUUCCCACAACGUUGAGUAUCGCCGUGCUCUUCGCUGCAAUGACAUCCUCGAGUACCGCAGACUGAACAUUGCACGGUACAUCUCUUUCAAGGCCAACAGCGAGCCAUACUUGGACAACGAGGCAGCAAAACUUGAAAACCAAACCCGCCGCAAUGAUCAUAGCCUGAUCUACUGCCUUCUGCGCAGUGCCUGCUGUGGCCCUCAGAAGAAGGUCACCCACAUAUGGCCCAGAGACGGCGUCAUCAUAGUUGCCUUGCCCACUGGAGUGAGCACUUCCAGUAACCCUUCCAACGUCUCCGCCCAACCCCAAUUUCUUCAAUGCCGCCGCCACCACCACCGUCUGCAACAAUGA
Messenger RNA from Acanthosepion pharaonis, 618 nucleotides. NCBI's taxonomy places the organism in Eukaryota, Metazoa, Mollusca, Cephalopoda, Sepiida, Sepiidae. The record is from the annotation of a GenBank genome assembly.